CCUUCCUCUCUGGCAAAAGCCACAAAGAAUUAACCAUUAACUUAUUAAGUUGUCUCCCUCUUGUCAUUUCUUUUCAAUUCUCAUUUCAUUUCUGCUUGGCUUUACUCUCCAGCCUUCACGGCACCAUCCGCCUUCCCCAUCCCCGUUUUAACCCUAUUUUUCUCCCCUUAUUUGCAUCUCAGCUAUUCAUUCUCCAAAUUCAUCGUUGAUUGAUUUCACGCUCCAUCUGGUUAUACUUUCUAGGGUUUGCUUUGCGUUCUCUCCCAAAUUUUCAAUUUGCGAUUCGUUGAUUGAAUUUGUUAUUACUGUUCAUAUAUAUAUAAAAAGCAGCAGGAAAAUGGAAUCGGAGGAUGAUAUCGAUAUGCACGACGCCAACAACGAAUCGGGGGAAGACGAUUUCUACAGCGGCGGCGACGAUGAUGCUGGAGCCAUGGCUGCUUACGAUGAUUCCGAUGCCGAUGUCGCUGAUUAUGAGUUCAUCGACAACGAUUCUGAUGAUUCUGAUGACCUUGUCUCUCAUCGAUACCAGCAAAAUUAUACCGUUUUGAGCGAAGUAGAUAUUUGUCAGCGUCAAGAGGAUGAUAUUAUGAGGAUAUCUACUGUACUUUCCAUCUCAAAGGUUGAAGCAGGCAUCCUGCUACGCUACUAUAAUUGGAGCGUCAGUAAGGUACAUGAUGAAUGGUUUGCAGAUGAGGAAAAGGUUCGCAGGUCUGUUGGUUUGUUGGAGAAGCCUGUAGUCCCAUUUCCAGAUGGUAGAGAAAUGACUUGUGGGAUAUGUUUUGAAACAUAUCCUUAUGAUCGGCUACACACUGCUGCAUGUGGUCAUCCUUUUUGUAACUCUUGCUGGGCAGGUUAUAUUAGCACAUCCAUCAAUGAUGGUCCUGGAUGUUUGAUGUUGCGAUGUCCUGAUCCAUCCUGUGCUGCUGCUGUUGGUCAAGAUAUGAUAAAUGUAUUGGCUUCUGAUGAGGACAAAGAGAAAUAUUUUCGUUAUUUCAUUAGAUCCUAUGUUGAAGACAAUAGGAAGACCAAAUGGUGUCCUGCACCAGGCUGUGAUUAUGCUGUGGACUUUAUUUUGGGCAGUGGAAGUUAUGAUGUUACUUGUCGCUGCUCUUAUAGCUUUUGCUGGAAUUGCACUGAGGAAGCUCACCGUCCUGUUGAUUGUGGCACUGUAGCCAAGUGGAUACUGAAAAACAGUGCAGAGUCUGAAAAUAUGAAUUGGAUAUUGGCUAAUUCCAAGCCUUGUCCAAAAUGCAAGCGCCCGAUUGAGAAGAACCAAGGGUGUAUGCAUAUUACAUGCACACCACCUUGUAAAUUUGAAUUUUGCUGGCUUUGCCUUGGUGCAUGGUCAGACCAUGGUGAGAGAACUGGUGGAUUUUAUGCUUGCAACCGUUAUGAGACAGCAAAACAAGAGGGUGUGUAUGAUGAGGCUGAGAAACGAAGAGAGAUGGCUAAAAACUCUCUAGAGAGAUAUACUCAUUACUACGAACGAUGGGCAACCAACCAAUCAUCUAGGCAAAAGGCACUGGCAGAUCUACAGCAAAUGCAGACCGUGCAUCUUGAGAAGCUGAGUGACAGACAGUGCCAACCUGAGUCACAGCUGAAGUUCAUCACUGAGGCAUGGCUACAGAUAGUAGAAUGUAGGAGAGUUCUGAAAUGGACAUAUGCCUAUGGAUAUUAUUUACCAGAACAUGAACAUGCUAAAAGACAGUUCUUUGAAUACUUGCAAGGUGAGGCCGAGUCUGGGUUAGAACGACUUCACCAAUGUGCAGAGAAGGAGCUACAGGUUUACCUCAAUGCAGAGGGCCCAUCAAAAGAUUUUAAUGAGUUUCGGACAAAACUUGCUGGAUUGACAAGUGUGACUCGAAAUUACUUUGAGAAUUUAGUUCGAGCUCUAGAAAAUGGUCUAUCGGAUGUGGACUCCCAUGGUGCCUGCAGCAGGAUGGGGAGCUCAAAGAGCUUGGGAGGUGGUAGCAGUAGGGGAAGAAGUGGGAAGGCAAAAGGUUCAACCUCCAGAUCCAGUGGCUCUAGCAGAAAUAUUGACGAUUCAGGCCAUUGGUCCUGUGAAUAUUGCACCUAUGCAAAUGUCAAGUCUGCCACCAUUUGCCAAAUGUGCCAGCAGCGUCGAUAAAUUUCAUUUCUAGACCAGAUUGAUCUGCCUGGAUGGACAGACAUCGGCGUUGCCUCUUGAUGUCUGGUUGCCAUGGCGUGGGCCUUUAGAGCAUUGCCAAAGGGAGAAAAAAGUUUUUUCCAUUGCUCUUUCCAUCUCUUAAAUCAAAUUUGCCAUGAUAGGGUGCAGCAGCAUUGAGAAACUGAUGUUGGGAGAAGAGGGAAAGAGAGUUCACUGUAUGUUUAUGUUGCCAUGUGAGCUGUAUAUAGUUAUUCUCGCUAGGUCCAACCUUUCAACUUGACUUGUUCCAUGUGGCAGCAGAGUUAUGCCAAUGUAUUCAUAUGUAAUUUCUACGGUUAUAAUUUUAUCUAAAAAAUAUAUUUGUAGCAAGCUUGAGGCUUUCAAGUGGAUUGUAAUGGAACUACUUGCAGAUGAUAGGCUGCAGUGGGCAGUGGCCUCUGCAAGAAUAAAUAAAUUGUUGUAACCCUUUGUUCAUCUUGGCACCAAAUCCCCUACGUGCA
Molecule: messenger RNA, 2628 nt
Organism: Theobroma cacao (cacao)
Lineage: Eukaryota; Viridiplantae; Streptophyta; Magnoliopsida; Malvales; Malvaceae
Gene: ARI8
Product: IBR domain-containing protein
Biological process (GO): protein ubiquitination
Molecular function (GO): ubiquitin-protein transferase activity; zinc ion binding
Source: RefSeq, a predicted model, not a curated record